Messenger RNA from Electrophorus electricus (electric eel), 1221 nucleotides. RefSeq names its product mitochondrial ribosomal protein L20 (gene mrpl20). Lineage: Eukaryota; Metazoa; Chordata; Actinopteri; Gymnotiformes; Gymnotidae. Gene Ontology annotation, molecular function: structural constituent of ribosome; rRNA binding. Gene Ontology annotation, biological process: translation. The record is from RefSeq and is a predicted model, not a curated record. Gene Ontology annotation, cellular component: ribosome.
GCGACAGCGCUUGCUCUGCAGGAAGUCCAAAGGCACGUUCACAGUGCCAGCAAAAAACCCACCUGGUUAGCUAAAGAUAAAGGUCAUAUAAUUCACAUUAUUUAAAACAGUCUGUCGAAGUAAAUCAUGGUGUUUUUAACAUUACCCUGUUGGAUACGCAAUCGAGGACCUGAUCGGUACUGGAAAGUACAGGAGCUAUUGAAGAAUGCACGGCACUUUCGUGGAAGGAAGAAUCGCUGUUAUAGUCUGGCCGUUCGUGCUGUCCGUAGGGCGUUCGUGUAUGCAUCAAAGGCUAGAAAAGCCAAACGUCGCAACAUGAGGAUGCUGUGGAUAUCUCGCAUCGCUGCAGCUUCCCGUGAGCACGGAAUGAAGUAUCCCGUGUUAAUCUACAACCUCGUGAAAUCCAGUGUGCAGGUGAACCGGCGGAUUCUGAGUGACUUGGCAAUCACAGAGCCCCGCACAUUCCAGGCUCUGGCGACACUGGCACAGGCUCGGCGGGAGGAGGGGCUUCGAGCAGCACUGGGCGAUGACAGAGAACCACCGGGCGUGUUCUCACGCAUCCCACAGCUGCAGUGAUGGACACUCCUCAUGGCCAAUCACAGCAAGGCUGCUACUGCUACUCCACUUAGCCACAGAACAGCAUGAAUCCCUAUUGCAGUGGACAGCACAGUGCAGAACCAAGACUGGAGGUCUGCUGUUCUACAUGAGUUUAGUCCCAACCCUAGUCCAGCAUAAGUCACAUUUUAAUGUUUGAGCCAGUUAUGUUGGAUUAAGGUUAGAACUAAACUCUUCAGGGUGGUGUUCCUGGAGCAGACUUGGCCCACCCUUAUACAUUCUCAGAGUCCAGUCAGUUUCCAAGGUUUUUGAGGUUUAACUUGGAAUUGAGUUUAAGGUGUAUUGUGAUGUGCUUUGUGCAGUUGUGUGUUUAGGAGACUGCACCCUAGGGUGUAAGACAUCUGCUUUAGGAAAUAAAAUUGUGUGUGAGGAGCCAGGGUCAAACAUUGACAAAAGAUUUUUGGUUCAGUUUUCCUUUUUUUGUCAUACCAUGAAGGCCUGUGAAUAAAGUGGGAAACUCUGCUCAGCACCCCUGUCUUAAGAUGCUGUCUGGAUUCUAAUCCAAGUGCUGUCCAAGGGCAAAUAACCUUGGUUUGCAGUGUCUUCUCUAUGUGGCUUUGUAAAUGCUGUAUUGUAUUGUACCUGUUAAUAAACCCUUUCUUUGUA